UGAAAGUAUUAAUUAACAAUGGUGAUGGGGUUUGGGGCAAUAUUUUCACAAUUAAGCUCAAUUACGGCUAGCAUAAUGUUUGUAUAUGCCAUGUAUGAGCAAUUCUUCCCAUAUAAUGUUCAUAAAUUUUUUGAAAAAUACAUCCAGAAAUUCCAAGACCUUAUGUACCCUUACAUCGAAAUAACUUUCUACGGGUCAUCAGGAGAGUAUUUCAAACAAAGUAAAACUUACACGAUCAUCCAAACAUAUCUCAGUACGAACUCGACCCAAAGAGCCAAAAGGCUUAAAGCCGAAGUUGUCAAAGAAAGUCAAACCCCACUUAUCCUUAGCAUGGAAGACAACCAAGCGAUCUUCGAUGAAUUCAAUGGAGUCAAAGUUUGGUGGUCUGCUAACAGCACAGCCCCAAGCCCGACAAUGCCACAAUUUCCGGUAGGACCUAAUUCAAAUGUGCGAAGAUACUUAACACUAACCUUCCACAAAAGGCAUCGUGAUCUCAUCACUACCACUUACAUACAACAUGUGUUGGAACAAGGAAAGGCUAUUACAAUGAAGAAUAGGCGGUUAAAGCUUUACACGAACAAUCCAAGCGAUGAAUGGUGGGACACAAAGUGGAGUCACACAUCUUUCGAGCACCCAGCAAAGUUUGAAACACUUGCUAUGGAACCGGAGAAGAAAGAAGAAAUCAUACAAGAUCUUGUUAAAUUUAAGAAAGGGAAAGAGUAUUAUGCUAAAGUUGGAAAGGCUUGGAAACGUGGUUAUCUACUUUUUGGUCCACCAGGAACCGGAAAAUCUACCAUGAUAGCUGCUAUUGCUAAUUUCAUGAACUAUGACGUGUAUGAUCUUGAAUUAACAACGGUUAAGGAUAACAAUGCAUUGAAAAGACUUUUGACUGAUACGUCAAGCAAAUCGGUUAUAGUUAUUGAAGACAUUGAUUGUUCUCUUGAUCUCACGGGCCAAAGGAAGAAGAAGAAAAAAGAGAAAGAUAAUGAUGAGGAGAAAGAGAAAGUGAAAAAGAAAAGUGAUGGAGAGGAAGAAGAUGAAGCCGAAAAUAAAAAGAAAAGGAAAAGCGAGGUAACUCUUUCCGGUUUGUUGAAUUUUAUCGAUGGAAUCUGGUCGUCAUGUGGAGGAGAGAGGAUCAUAAUUUUCACAACUAAUUUUGUGGACAAACUUGAUCCUGCUCUUAUUAGGAGGGGAAGAAUGGAUAAGUAUAUCGAAAUGUCCUAUUGUAGUUACCAAGCUUUUAAGGUUCUUGCAAAGAAUUACUUAGAUAUCGAGUCACACGAUAUUCUGUUUCCAAUUAUUGAAAAGUUGUUGGGAGAGACUAAUAUGACACCGGCUGAUGUUGCCGAGAGUUUGAUGCCAAAGUCAGUGACCGAUGAUUGUGAGACUUGCUUGAAGAGUUUGAUUGAAUCUCUUGAGAUUGCAAAGGAAAAGGAAAAGGAGGAAGCAAGGAAAAAGGCUGAGAAAGCUGAAUUGAAGGAAGAAAAAGAUAAACAAGAAUUGGCUCAAGAGGAUGAAAAGGUGGAGAAUGGUGUCAUCCAUUAG
Molecule: messenger RNA, 1545 nt
Organism: Trifolium pratense (red clover)
Lineage: Eukaryota; Viridiplantae; Streptophyta; Magnoliopsida; Fabales; Fabaceae
Product: AAA-ATPase At3g28580-like
Exons: 1
Coding region: 19-1545 (508 amino acids)
Molecular function (GO): ATP hydrolysis activity; ATP binding
Source: RefSeq, a predicted model, not a curated record